Molecule: messenger RNA, 1332 nt
Organism: Gossypium raimondii (Peruvian cotton)
Lineage: Eukaryota; Viridiplantae; Streptophyta; Magnoliopsida; Malvales; Malvaceae
Exons: 4
Coding region: 1-1332 (443 amino acids)
Source: RefSeq, a predicted model, not a curated record
AUGGAGGAGUCAAUUACACAAGUAACCGAGAAGAAGGCUGUAGUUCGAGAAUGGUCUUUGAGAACCCAAAAAGCAAAAGGGGACAAUACUAGGGGCAUUUUCACUGAAAAGUACGGGGACAUAGCUCACUUGAUCACAAUCAAUGUGAACGAGCAGUUGAUCCAAGCCAUGGUUCGAUUCUGGGACCCAGCCUAUCAGUGUUUCACUUUCAAUCAGGAAGAUAUGACUCCGACCAUAGAAGAGUAUGCUGCCUUGCUUUGCAUUGACAAUGCGCAACUCAACAAGAUAUAUGUGAAGAAGCCUAAACCAAUGACCUUCAAGAAGAAGGCGUUAGUUCAGAAUCAUCCAGAUGUUUUGAAAAGAGUAGAUCUGUUUGCCUUGGCCGUUUAUGGACUGAUCGUCUUCCCGAAGGUUCUUGGGCAUAUUGAAGUUGCAGUUGUGGAUUUCUUUGAAAAGUUGAGGCAAGGAAUCAACCCUGUUCCAACUAUCUUGGCUGAGACUUUUAAAUCUCUAAAUGCUUCAUUCUUGAAAAAUGAUUGGCCGAAGGAUGUCACUGAACAGCAUUGGGUCUCGGUUUUUCAGAACCUCAGUGCCAAAGGUAUAACCUGGAGAGCACCUUGGAUUCGUCCUUCUGUUCUGUUAUACAAGUGUGGAAACCAAGAUUGGGUGCCAUUGCUAGGAUUAUGGGGAGGAGUGGGAUAUGCUCCAUUGAUGGUUCAAAGACAGUUCGCUUCGCAACAAUUUGUACCAGUUACCGAUGGAUUGGCACAAUUGGAAUUCGCUUUUUCGGGUGAAGGUUACAUGAAAAAGGUCAGAGAUACUGGAAAUUCUUUGAAGAAAAUCUAUCUAAUGGAGUUAGCCUUCUAUGCUGAUACUAUCACUCAAGAUUACAACAUAUGGAGACAACGACGAGUGAAUAGUCAACAAACCUCGCCGACGAAUUAUGUUUUCCAGAAUCCUUUCUCAGAAGAAAUGCCAUCCAAGUUGGAAGUGGCAAAACAUGAAUUUGAAUGUGAAAAAACCAAGCUUUUACGAGAUAUUAGUUCUCUUCAAGAGGAAAACUACCAACUGAAGAUUGAUGUUCAAAUUGAAAAAUCCAGAACUGAGAAUGUCCAAAAAGAAGCUGAGAUCACGAGAAGGGACUUAAGAGAUCUUCAUUUGGAAAAUAAGAAAUUAAGAGGCACCAUAAGGAAUAGUGGACUAGGCAAACUAUCAGCAGAAUGGAAGGAAGAAAUAAGCAACAUCAAAGGUGGGAUGGAGUUCUGGAAAGCAAAAGCAAAGGAGGAGGAAAAAGUUGCACGUACUAUGAUAGAGUUGAGGAAAAAAUAUUGA